CUCAACACGAAACUGUGUUACUCGUGGAUGUCAUGAAGGCUACUGCUAUCAAAAACCCGGCCUUAUUUACCUGACCCGCAGACCGCUCUCCCGAGCUUCUCCAUGGCAUUCAACUUCGGUUGCGGAAAGCCAAGCAUCAUGGAGUCGAGUCAGCAAUGAGACGUCCCCUUUCUCUGCUGAUUCCGUAGCUCUGCUUAUCCAUCGCCGAAGCCGACCCCGCACGCCAAUAACUCGGGGAUUGUGUUAUACCAGUAGCCUCAUGGGAGUAGAGUUGCGAAUCUCAGAUAUUUCGUAGACUUCACGCAUGGAUUCUCACUUCUAGAUCUCCUGUCUCGUCAUUCUUAUUCAUACAUAGGAAAUUCAAAAGCCCCAAUCAUCCCCCUUCUCUUCUUUCGAAUAUCUCGUCUGCGCUCUUUCUUCCUCCUCCUCCAAAAUGUCCCUCUUCCAACCCGACGCCUCCACCUUCCACAACCUCAAAUCCAACCCCAAAACCAUCGUCAUCACAGGCGGUGCCUCAGGCAUCGGCCUCGCAACCGCCACUCUCCUGUGCUCCCUGAAUCCAGCCCACAACCUCGUUCUCAUCGACCUCAACGACCCACCCUCCACCUUCAAUCACCCUCCCUCAAACCUCCUCAUCCACAAAUGCAACAUCACCUCCUGGAACGCCCAACGCUCCGGCUUCGAAGCCGCCUACUCCCGCUUCGGCCGCAUCGACUGCGUUUUCGUCAACGCGGGAAUAGCCGAGUACCAAGACCAGUUUUUCGGGGAUGAGUUAGAUUCCGAGGGCAAGUUGAAGGAGCCGGAUAGGCGGGUGUUGAAUAUCGAUAUGGAUGCUGCGGCCGAUACGACAAAGUUGGCGAUUCACUAUCUCAGGAAGAAUAAGGAGGGCGGGCAGAUUGUCCUGACGGCGAGUUUGGCCGGGUAUUUGGCGAGCGCGGGGGCGCCGUUGUACAGUGCCGCGAAGCAUGGCGUCGUAGGCCUCAUGCGCGCCCUCAAACAGGAAUGCGCCAAACUCCACAUCGCCAUCUCCGUCGUCGCCCCCGCCAUAACCAUUACACCCAUCAUCAGCGGCAACAACCGCAGCAUGAUGGACAAAGCCCCCGAAGCCUACGCCCGGGACAUGGCCGCUCGAGGCGUCCCCAUCAACAAGCCCGAAAGCAUCGCGUUGGCAGUGUGCUGGCUGUUCGAUCAGGAGAUGAAGGCGAAUGGGGCGGGGAUCUUUGUUCAGGCCGAUCGGUUUGUGGAUCUUGAGAGGGGGUUGGCGAGGAGUAGGGAGGUGUGGAUGGGGAGGGAGAUGUUGGAUUUGUUUAGAGGGGGUAGGAAGGCUCCACUGUUUCAGAGGUUGGAUGGGACGAAUCCGACGAAACCGCAACUGAAGUUGUAGAGGUGCGUGAAGGGAGCAGUUGGCGUGAGAUGUAUAUCAUGUCGACGUUGAAAUGGAGUGGAUACGAGAUAUUGACUCCGUGAUGCUAACAUCUGGCCUUGCCGGGAAAUUGUGCUUGGUGUCUGAGUGAUAACUUCGCUCAGAAAAACUGGAGUGUUAUGCUUCCCGGCAGGCCUACGGUUUCAUAUACCUCUUUGCACCAUAUGCUCCGACAUGAAAAGGGUCCGCUUCUUCAAAAGCAUCAAAGUCACCUACCCGAAGGGUUACUCACCUGAAGCCAUCCAACCUCAUAUUUACUCACCUCCAUCCCCCUCCCAGGAUCCCAUGUAUACACCCC
Molecule: messenger RNA, 1721 nt
Organism: Westerdykella ornata
Lineage: Eukaryota; Fungi; Ascomycota; Dothideomycetes; Pleosporales; Sporormiaceae
Product: NAD(P)-binding protein
Exons: 2
Coding region: 434-1384 (316 amino acids)
Source: RefSeq, a predicted model, not a curated record